Molecule: messenger RNA, 1834 nt
Organism: Myxocyprinus asiaticus (Chinese sucker)
Lineage: Eukaryota; Metazoa; Chordata; Actinopteri; Cypriniformes; Catostomidae
Gene: pkdc
Product: protein kinase-like domain containing
Exons: 2
Coding region: 50-1138 (362 amino acids)
Source: RefSeq, a predicted model, not a curated record
GAAGAAGAUUUUCGUGAGAUUUACCCUUCUAUAGACUACAUUUCCCAGAAUGCAUUGUCACUCAUACCGGAAGUCGGACCUACAAUCUAAUCGUCCUUUGCCGAAAACGUUUACCUUCGAGAUACAUAAGGUAAAUGUAAAAAAGGUGUAUCGUAAAGCCAGAAUGAAGAAGGAACAUGAAGAAGUCAUUUUGAAAGCAUGUGGAGCAAAGUCUCUGCAGAUUGGGGCAAAGAUUCAGACGUUGUGGAGCGGUUAUGGUGAAAUAUUAAGAGUCCACUUGCAGGGAUGUGACAGACCCUCUGUUGUUGUAAAACAUGUGAAGUUUCCCCAAAACCUGAAACAUCCAGGAGGCUGGACCACAGACAUCUCUCACCAACGUAAAGUGCGAUCCUAUCAAGUAGAAAGUUAUUGGUACCAAAACUACACUGCUAAUGAACGAUGUCGAGUUCCCAUUUGCCUGGAUGCCCAGUCAUUUGGUGAUGAGCAGUUAAUUGUGCUGGAGGACCUAGAUGUGGCCGGUUUCCCAGAUAGAAAAACCAGUGUUAAUGAUGCUGAAAUAAAGGCAUGUCUCAGUUGGAUUGCCAACUUUCAUGCCCUGUUUCUUGAUGUAUCUCCAAAAGGACUGUGGCCUGUAGGGACUUACUGGCAUUUAGAAACAAGACCUGAAGAGUUAGAAGCCAUGUCUGAUCAAAAACUCAAAGCAGCUGCUGCAGAGAUAGAUAACAUCCUCAACAACUGCCAUUUUAAGACAAUUCUGCAUGGUGAUGCGAAACUAGCUAAUUUCUGCUUCUCCCAGGACGGUUUACAGGUUGCAGCUGUUGAUUUUCAGUAUGUUGGUGGAGGGUGUGGGAUAAAGGAUGUUAUUUACUUCUUGGGCAGCUGUAUGAACGAGAGAGAGUGUGAAAAGAGAGUGCCUGGGCUUCUAGAUCACUAUUUUUCAGAGCUACGGAUAAGCGUUGGCAAAAAAGCCAAUUUCCCAGAGCUGGAGAAAGAAUGGCGAAGUAUGUUUGCUUUCGCUUGGACAGAUUUUCAUCGCUUUCUCCUUGGAUGGAUGCCAGGACAUCACAAGAUUAAUAAGUAUAGUAGGACACUUGCUCAGGAGGUUUUAAACAAAUUGAAGCAAUCUCAAUCGAUGUGAAAUGCAGGAGGCAGAUGGAUGUGGCUUGAGUUUUGUACUGAAACAAGAGUCGCCUAGAAAGGAAUCUUGUAAUGUGGCUGUAUGUUUCAGAACUGGUUGUAUUCUGUAUGUAAUGUGAAUGCACUUGUUUGUGAGAUAAAAAAACAUUUACAUUCUUUGUUUUCCUUUCUACUGUAGCCUUAUACAAUUAAUUCAGAAUUGGUUGUAUUCUGUAUUAACAAAUAUGUAUUGAUUAACAGUAAAGAUAAAGGAUACCCAUCUACAUGUAAUGGUAGCCAGCUGGUAGGUAGCUGUGUGAAAACCUCACUUUCCUGGCCUCAAGUGUCCCACUAGCGACUGACGCUAGAGGCUGUAACAUUUAGCCUCCUUGUUGGUGUGCCUGCCUCCCAUGCUGGAGACACCAGUUUGAAUCCUGCUCGGAGCAGGUUGAGCAGGACUGGUUACAUACUCAUUGCUACACAUACAAAUGUUUCAUAAUAGAAAUAUUUUAUAAUUACAUUGUUCUGAUAAAGAGAUAAUUGGAAACUUUCUUCAUCAGUAAUGCCAUAAGGAUGACUCAAUAAUUUCCUUUUGAAUUAAUUAUUAAGUUAGGAUAUGCCAAAAGAUCAUCAUAAUAAUAAUUAAAUCAUAAUUAAUAUGCUGUAUUCUGCUCCAAGAUAACAUGCAUCCAUUUUGCAUCUAUCUGUUCUGUCUUCU